AUGGCCCAUUUAAGUAAGGCCGCAUUAGCAUUGCCCCUCCCACAAAUGAAGGGUGACCUCUUUCUCCUACAGACAAUAGACACCACUAAAGGGGUCACUCACUACCAUUCACCCAUUUUGGAGGAAUUUUCUGGAAACGACGACGUGAUCUAUCAACGUUCCAGUAAUGAUAGUAACGUUGACGUCGUCGUGCUAAAGAGUGACGAAGACAAGGUUGCCCUUCGCCCGGGUGGAGGUAAAAUGACAUACGUGGUCUUAAGGCGAGACCCCAACGCCACGCCGGCUGGAUAUUACCCCAUCUACGCGUACGUCAAGGAUGUGGGUUCGAGUGGUGAAGAGGAUGGAGACGAAAGCAUUAAUAACGAUGGGGUCGUCACGUUGAGUGAUGGGAGGCAAGUCCUGGUCGAAUGGGAUGUCUGGGAGGAUAGGAGGAAAAAAAGGCCGGUAAUAUGGACCAGUUGUGAAGCGACCCUCUUCGUGUCGUGUGGCUUUAACGCGAGUGCUUUCCCAGAGGAAGAAGGCGAAGAAAUUAUGUGGGCAAAGAAACCCCCAACGACAGGGAAGAAAGACAAAGUUAUCAUUAUUGGCGAUGAGACAGAAUUUUCUACAUCGAAUCCCGAUUUUUUUGAUGAUUUGACAAUACAAGUGACCCAUGGGAGGAGGAGUCUGCUUAGCAAUUUGGUAGGAGGAGUAGUGACCGGUUUCGAAAGGGGACUCAAGGGGGUAAACAUGGGCUUAACGAAAGUGGUGAACAAUCCGGUGGGUCAAGUCCUGGGGCUCACCAACGCCGUGGAAGGAACUCUUGUAAAGGAAACAAACAAAGUUCUCAAAGGUGGGCUAACGGGUGGGGUUGAGGUAAUUAGUGACUUGGCAGGUGCGAUGGGUUCUGGAGCGGGGACGGCUGUCUGUACCAUGAUGAACAGUUGCGCAAAAAAGGGGCCUAAAAAAGUCAUGUUAAAGAAAGUAGUGUAUAAAGCGGGAGCUGCUGCGAGCGUGUAUCUUUCGGUUGGAACUCCGGUACCAGCAUUGCCUAAAAGUAUGGAGGGAAAUCCACCUAAAAUUAGUCAAGGAACUUUCACUCUGGACUCUUCCACGCUGCCGGUGACGGGUGGGAUGAUGGUGCCCUUCGGGGAAGGGAGGCCCUACCUUUUUCAGACCACAGAUCCCAAAACGUUUGGCGGGAAAUUAGCAAAAGAGUCUGGAACACUUGGAGCAUAUUCGCCAAAUCCCAGUUCUCCAACUGCGAAGCGCGAUUUAGUGCAUGGAAUUAUGCUGCCUGUGACACCCGGGUCUGGAAUAUUUCUCCCCGACGGCAUGGGAUACCCGGCAAAACUUGCGACAACGAAGGGAGACAUUUCUGUCCAUGGGUACUCGGUCCCUGGCUUCAGUGGAUAUCCCGACAUGUUCGUUGUCGACUCGGACAUGUCGAACCCAUUUCGAUCAAAAGACCCAAACGUCGCAAUCCGUGUAAGCGUCACCCCAGACCCACCCAACGCUUCCGGAGUUUCUGUGCAAACAGGGCAACUUUACAACAACAAACUUCCCCCCGUUAUCAUCCCGGAUUCUCUUAUGCACACUCGGGCAACUUUUACGGAUGAUAAACACGCAUUGGCUCCUGUGAUGGGCAUAAUUUUACAACAACGGAGUGGUGAACCUGACCUGUUUCUUCCUGAUGAUGAAACUAUCAUUGCGUCUAAAUUGAAACCGUCGCUAAGUGGAAUGAUGGCCCCAGUUGGAACGUCAACGUCUCCGCCGAGACAUGGCGUCCUUCUACCCCCUGCGUCUGCUGGGGACGAGCCAAAGUUUGUCGCGGAUGGUGAGGGUGGACCAGUUUCAUUCGUGCCUAGUGAUCCCAAAAUUGCACCGAUGGAGGGCACGCUAGCCCCAAUGAAUCCAAAGGUUCCAAACGAUUUCUACCCAUCGGGAGCAGUGCCUCCAAAACCAGCCAAAAUUUUUGGAACAAUGACGCCGUCCUCAGGGCAAAAGGUUCCUAUUCAGGGAGAGCUUAUUGUCAACAAGCCCAGUGCACCGUUUUCAUUUAUUCCGUCUGGUGUUGGAACUACCGGUUCAUUUACUCCAGCUGAUGGUGGACCAGCCGUUUCUGGAGCUUGGGUUCCAGGAGUUGCUGGAACGGCUGAUGAAUUCAUUCCCUUCGAUGAACCAGAAGAAGGAAUGGGAGGGCAAAAUGGGACCUUCAGCGAUGGACAUGGACCACCAAUUACUCUUGCCAUGGGUCCGCCGGAGCAUCCUGGAGGACCUCCCACUUUGCCUGGGGCGCCCCCAAAGCCGCCACCCUCACCUCCACCUGAACCAGUGGGGGCAAAAGGCAUUUUUAAACCCGACUGGGGCGGAGCACAGAUUUCAUUUACUCCUCUUAAUCCAACCCCCACUCUGGGAAGUUCCCUCUCGUUCAUCCCAACCAGCGCGGACCAGUUUGCGCUUUCAACUUCUAUCCGUGGAGUCGCAGAGGUUGGUGGACUCUCGCCACAAUCAGGAAAGAUUAUCGCAGAGAGCGCACAAUCGGCCACUUUCUUUCCUGACGCUGCAGGCUCCAUAGUCGCCUCGUAUUCCGUUGACUCAACAGGUGGAGGACAAACCAUCUCUGGUGUUAUGCUGCAAGGAUUGCCAGAAAAAUUCCAACCCGAUUCGCCAUCAAGUCUUUCAACGUCGGAAUCGCACGGUCUUCUCACCCUACGUUCUGGGGGAGCACCAAUUUCCGGUUCGAUGGGAGCUAGCCCCGUCGCACCUGUGGAAUCGACAUUGUUCACUCGUGACCCAAGUGGUUCUUCUAUGGCUAGUUUUGUCCCAGAUCUGGACCCUGCCGCUGUAUUGAAAGGUCUCUACAUUACAUCAACAGAUUCAAGUUCUGCAACAUUCAAAAUGUUUGAGACUUUUUCAACAACAAUCAUUACGACAAGUACAAUAAUUGUUCGUACCGAGACGUAUGGAACUAUGACCCUUUCAUCAGCUUCCUCUGUUUCUGGGGGCUCCAACAGCUUUUCAGGCUUCCUCACUCCGCCGAAUGUAGCCGGUCAACCCGCCACAUUUACACCGGACGCUAAGGAAGCCAUCAGGGUAAACUUUUUCUCUGAUAUUCGCCCUGACUUUCCGAUUCCUGCAAUGUACACGCCACCUCCGGCUGAAACGAACAACAACCCAGGAAAAGUGACCCUUCUCGAUGCUAGCAAAGCGCCUCAGUUGCCAAGCAGUGGUAAACUUGUCCCAGUGUAUGUGGCCACCCAGAUUCCACAUGGAGUUUUGAGCGCUGGGUCACCCCUGGCUUUCAGCCCAGAUCCUGAAGGGAGCGUAUUUGUUACGUUCGUUUCUGAUGUCAAUACAAGAGCAGCGAUGCGAGGUGUUUAUCAAGCAGCGGCGAAUAUUUCUUUACCAGGAAAAUUUACCCCGUCGAAUCCAGACGAUUAUGGGAGUAAAGUUCCGCUGGCUGCUGUACAUGCUGAAUACUUUACGGACAACUCUCCAACUCCUAUCCCGGGCAUGUACACGACUGGGCAGCCCGCCUGUUCUUUUAUGCCAACGAAGGCGAGUGACCUUCCUAGUGGACCAGAGCAUGGGGAAAUCGUUCCUCAAGGAGGAGUUGCAAUACCCGGAAGAAUGGAACCUAAUCCAGGAUCAGCAGCAACAUUCUAUCCGGAUCUCCCAGGCUCGUUGCCAGCCACAUUUGCACCAGAUGGAAAUCAGGGGGCGGAAAUUAAAGGGAUGUACACUCCUCCCGGACAGGCUGGAUCGGCAGGGUCGUUUAAUCCAAUUAAUUCGGCAAAUACUCCUACUGCUGAGGUUCAUGGGAGAGUAACCCCAAUUGCAGGACAAGUUAUUGUUGGAGUGCUGUCGCCCGGCUCUACGAAGGGGACGGCAUCGUUCUCGCCCGACACUCCCACUACUUUCAUGCCUGAUGCGAACCCAUUUAACGAAAUUCAUGGUGUCCUAUCCAAAGGGAAUACGUUCAUCCCUGAUGUCACAUUUCAAGUCCCACAUACGCCUUCCCCUGGGAUCCUGUCAGCACAAGGAGCCCCUUCUCAACAUGGCCUCCUUCAUCCCCCUGAGCCACCUUUGUCCACUUGUGGGUUCACUGCAGACCCGAGCGACCUCGUGUCAGGAAAAUUGUCACCGUUCUCCUCACCGACCAAUCUCAUUUCGGGUCUCAUGACGAAAUCCGACCCACUUCAAUUCCGUGCGUACAAUCCACUUGAAAUGCAAGAAGGAUCCGCCACGUUCACUCCGGACAGCCCAGUCGGAGCUACUCCCCAGGGUGGAAUUCUGACAUGUGCUGACCCCUCAAAAGUUCUAUGCACAUUCAAUCCCUUGAAAGCUGGUGCAAUUCCAGGGGUGGUAUCAAUCUUCAAUUCUGCUGAUCCCAUACCUGGCACCAUGUCCUUAGAACCCAGCGGGACCAGUGGCUCAUUCAUGCUACAAAAUCCAGCCCAUGCCAAAAUGUUUCCCCCAAAAGGAGGGACUGUCUCAUUCAUUGUGACCACAACGACAACCAUUAUUACGCGAACCAUCACAGUGAUAACCAUCACCUCAGUGACGACGACGACCAUAACGUUCAGCAUGGUUCCCGUCACAACUACUUCGAAGGCGGUAUUUGCUAGCGGAUCUGGGUUAUCAUUGCAGGGAAUGGUUCAACGUCCCCCGUACCCAGGAGGGGAAGCCUUAUUUACUCCAACAAAUCCAGAUGAGGGAGCCAAGAUAAAGGCACCACUGAGAGGUGCAAUUACGCCAGAAGGAUGGCCUUCAAUGCCGGGAACAAUGUUUCCUCCAGUUGGUGGAAAAAAUGGUUUUAUUCCUGACAUGGGACCCCCCUCUCAAGCAACGUUCCAUCCAACUAGUUCGCCAACUUCGGUCUUGCGAGGGACAUACACUGAGCAAACAAGUGCCAGUGGAGCAAGUAAUUUUACUCUGAUUUCUGAAGAUGCUGCCCGAAUGCCGAGCGGUCCAACACCUGGAACUUUGGUAACAACGAGUGGAUCUGAUGGGGACGGAAUUCUUGGGGUUUUCGUCCCUCCAGAUUUGUUUAAACCAGAUUUACGACAAGGUGGAGGUGGCGGUGCUGCUGCAGAAGGCACAGGAGAAGGAGGAACAACAUCGACCGGAGCAAGUGGAUCUGGGGCUCAACAAGCUCAAUUAAUCAUCACAUCUUCUGGAGUGUCGAUAUCGGGAAGUGCUGUAGUAUCCCCCCAAAUGGUCCGAUUUCAUCCAAAGGAUCCUUCCGAUUUGAAUCAGUUGGCAGACGGUGGGGGCGUUAUUACCGUUGCCGAUGGAAAGCCAUUAAAGUGCACUGUGCAGAAACCUCCUCCAGGACAACCUUUCGCAUUCGUUAGUAUAUCGUCGCCAGAUAGUGGCUUUAUUCCAGCCGUUUUCGUACCUGACAAUGAUGCCACAAAGAAAAUUACUGGCGUAUUUUACGUAGAAGGGGGCCAAUUUAUCUCAGACAAGUUCUCGGAAGAAGAUUAUGCCGAUGUUGCGCCUGGGAAAAUUACUUUUCCUUCGAACACCCUGGAACCAAUUCCAGGAAAGAUAUCAGCACCUACUUUGUCGGGAAAACCUGCAUCAUUUGUCGCCGAUCCGAAGCCUCCAACUCCAGCCGUUUUCCAUUUCGGUGAUGACGCCACUCAAACUGUUUCCGGUGUUUGGGAAGAACCUCUCACUCCAGGAAGUCCAGGUGCGUUCAAAAUACAGGAAUCAGAGGGGAAAAAGUUGAGACAUCUCACGACGGAAGGACUCCUUUUGAUUGGGAACAAUUCAACUCCACUCAAGGGAAAAAUGCAACCGUACAAUGGACCUGGCACUGACGCUAGUUUCCUUCCUGAAUCGACCCUCACUGAGGGGUCCGGACCCGGAUAUUUUUAUCCAUUUGGUCAAUCUCAUCUCGCUAUUACGGGAAUAUCUAAGGUGUCGUCAACUCCUGGAUCUCCUGCAAGCUUUUCUCCUGAUCGAUGGUCUGACCUAGCCACGGUUGUCUCAACGACUGGAUCCACUCCCGGUAUGUUCGUUUCGACCACUCCAAAUGGCAAGCCCAUCGUGGUUAUGAUGACAUUAUCCAGCGCCACUCAAACAGCCACCUUUAUCAUGGUUACAUCUUCUACACGAAUAACCACUAUCAUCACGACGACAACUGUGACAACAACGACCAUCACCGGUUGGUUCACCAUGCCGCAGUUGACGCAAGGCAGCGGUGUAUUUCAUCCGACUGAAGGAAGUUUAGAUGGAUUGACGCCGGGAGGUACAAUACGUGCGUCCCUAACGUUAUCCCAACUACCGAAUGCGCAACCGACAGAAUGUACGCUGCAAAUUCCAAUGUCUCCCCUUGACCCCAUUACCGUCACAAUGGAUCCCAUCCCACCAAUGGCUGCUUCAUUCAUCCCGAUUGAUAACCCUACCGCUAAAAUACGAGGAACCUGUGGGGAACCGACGGGUUCGACACCGACGCCAUUUCAGCCAUCGACUCAAGCAACAAUGCCAACAACGGCGACGACUGGUACCACUGGUUGGGUUGUCGUCGAAAAAUUAGGAGCAGUUCCGAUGAAAGGAGUUCUUUCUGUUGGUCCUGAUGGAAGUCCAAGCUUUACUCCCGAACCAGGAACAGUGGGUGAUGUGGAAAAUGCCGUCGCCUAUGUGACUGGUGACCCCACUGGAGAAGGAAUCGAAGGUCGUAUCGAUCUAACACAAGGAUCGUCAGCCGGUGCAGGAGGGGUUUUUAUCCCCAAUGAUAACACAGACUUUGUAAAACGUCUAACUCAAGAAACGACAUUCAUUACGUUCCAUUGUACGUCUUCGAGCAGCAGCACGGCAAACAAAGUAUUUCAAGCGGUUGUGCAAAAGCCAGAGAAUAAACCGGGAAGUAGUCCAACGCCACCUGCCAGUGGGACAAGUUUUAUUAUCGAUCCCAUGUCGGUGCCACAGACGGCGUACUUUACACCGGAUGGAUCUACUCAACAGUUCCCUGGAAAAACAGUUCCACCAUCGAAACCAAGUGAUCCUGUCAAUUUCAUGCCCGAUGACCAAGCCUCAUUUUCCAAUCAAAUGAAACAGGGCGGUUCCACUUCAGGAAAAAUAUACAUCGUAACUCGAACCUUUUACAAAACAACCAUUAUUACGACCACGACCACAACAGUCAUUACAACAACGAUUACAAGAACUUCGAGCGGAUUUUCCAUGAAGCUUGGCCCUUCGGGGCCUUCUGGACAGGAAGCAACAACUUCAAUUUAUCUGGGUGGAGUCAGAUUAACCGGUUCCUACGUUGCACCAACAGCUCCUGGUAAACCGGGCACUUUUGUGCUGUCUGACCCAUCAAAGAUGCCAACAGGAAGUGGAGCUGGUCAGAUAAUGAAGGAGACAUUGGGCUCAGUCCCAGUUUCUGGAAGUUAUACAAUCGAAGGAAACAAACUGAUUUGUCAACCGAAUCCCGACUCUGGUUCAGAAGCGGGGUCCCCGGCUACCAUGAUUGUGAUGUCACAAAAUGGAGAUCGAACAACAGUCUCUGGUAAACUGGUACCCAGUCCGAAAGGGGAUGCCUUCGUUGCGGAUUCGCCGUCAGAGUUGGCAAAAACAUUGGGCCCAGCAGGGUCAGCCUCUACUCCAGCCAUUAUUUUACCCAAUGACCCAACCGCAAAACCUAUUCCAGUGUCAGUUUCGCCGCCAACAACAUCCGGAGGAUCGGCCAAUUUUAAGCCAGACCCGAAGACGGAACCAGGGCCAGCAUCACUGUAUGUGGAAGGUCAUCCGUCAACUCCUAUUCUUGGUCAAUUUGUCCCCUCUCCGUCCGGUGAGGGUGGAGGUGCAUUCUAUCCAACGGAUAGCACCCAACUCUCAAAAAUGAGUACAGAUGGAAAUUUAGAAAAUGUACGCGGCACUGUGGUCAACAACAUUCCUGGCUCCCUCCCCAUUCCGAUUACUUUAUCUGACGCACCAGGACCAGGGCUCCCUAUUGGUUUAAAGCCCGUUAAUGUUGAAACACCUGGAGUGGUUUUCACUCCACUAUCCAACCCGAACAUUGCAAUCUGUGGAACCUACUCACCAACUCCGGGAUCAGCGCAAGAUGUGUUUACGCCGAAAGACAGCAAAAACAAACUCCCACCGGGCCCCACACCAGGCUAUGUGCUCAUGCCUUCAGGGCAAAUGAAAAAGGGGACAUUGAACCCGAGUGGGGUUGGAGGAACUCCUACGUUCGUAUCAGAUUCAUAUAGUGUCCAACGAGCAACAAUCACGUUCUUCUAUAACACAAAGUUCACGAUGACUGGAUUCAUUAAGAAAACAACAACUACCCGAACAACUACUACGGUGACAAAGACGACUACGAGAUCCUCUAGUAGCAAUGGCGAAAAGAUGGAACUAAUCAAUUCGGCAGACGUAGCUAAAAUUAAUCCCGGUGGGGAAAUAGCUACACUUUGGGAUGGUGACGCUACAUCGAAACCGGUUCUUGUUUUGGUCCACCCACCUGGUCCAGGUCAGACCGAGCCAAUAAUUACAAAGGUAGAUGAAGACAAUCCGAUUCCGGCCGUAUUUUCGUCCGAUGAAAAACCAGACCUUAAAAUAUCUGGUACUUGGAUUCAAUCUUCAACGUUCGGAACACCCGGCCAGUUCUUCCCCGACGGAGGAUUUCAGUCGGAGCAGUUUCUGAUGGGGUUGAAAGGGUCUAUUUCACUCGUAACUCGGACAUCAUCAUCGUCAUCCGCAACAACAACGUCAACGUCAACCAAUAAUAAUGUCAUCAGGGGAACAGUGAUGUCAUCAGUGUCUGGAACGACAUCAUUCUUACCAAGUGCUCCAGUAGAAAAAUCAAUGCCGGCAGUGUUCUAUCCCAACCCUGCCCCACUUCCUGCCACUGGAAAUGGGACUGCACCAAAAUUUAACCCAUCACCUAUAAUGGGGAUUUGGGUUCCGGGCAGUGGAACGACACCCGGAGUCUUUACUCCUAACCCGGAAGAGGCUCCAAAAUUGAAGGGAUCAACAUCCCUAACUCCAGGGUUUGUAAGUCUCCCAAUUCCAGGGGUAGCGCCAAUUGCCGGAAACUUACAACCAGGAUCAAACAAGUUUGUGGUCCCAGAACCAAUCGUGAGUACAAGUCCGAAUGGAGCAAUUAAGCAAAAAGGAGUAUUUCACAAGUUCGGAAGUCCUCCCGUUGAUAUUCCUGGCUCUUUUAGUUUCACCCCUCCGAGUAGCACGGGUGGCAGUCCUACUGGGCCUCCUACCUUUAUUCCGGAUUCAUCUCCUGGAACGCCGCAACUUCAGGUUGGCGAUCAUGAUGGCGUUUUCAUCCCUUCGAUACCAAAUGGUCAUCCGGUCCCCUUAUUUGUCUCAUCACCUGCUCCGGGAACUUUUACUGUGAAAACGAUAAAAAGGAAAACGAUUAAAUCCACCAUGACCGUGACGACUACCACUGGAAAGAAAAUAAUUAUUCCUGGGGUAUUCACUCCAUCGCCAAAUGGGGAAGUCGAUGUCUUUUCUCCCAACGAUCUGACACAAAUUACCUCACUAAAGCAAGAACUUGGAACGCAAACGGACAACUCCGUACAAGUCAGUUUUACUACGGAAAAGUCUGAAAAAGAAAGUACAGCUGUAAUGAAAGGGACUCUCCACCUCGACCAGAUCACUGGCGGAUCGGCCCCAUCGUUUCCGGUUACUGUGGAAGAAAAACCUCCAGCACCAGCUCUCUUUAUGCCAUUGAACCGACCCACGCAGACCUUCGCUGGAACGUAUACCGAACCAUCUAAAUCUAAAACAAGCAGCGAGGGCGCUGUUUCAGGAUAUCUUCAAAUAACUGGAUCCGCCAUUGGGAACGAACCCGUCGAGGGUUUUAUGGCGUUGGAGUCCAACUCAGCCGCUUUGACGAAGGGUGUCCUCUACCCAUCGACGGAUCCAUUCACUCCAGCCCAAUUCAAACCAGACGGAGUAACAUUAAAUGCGCCACAAGAAGCUUCCUUCAUGUCUACGGGUGAUGGGAAGACGACUAUACUGUCAGGAAAAGUUCAACUGGCUCAGGAUGGUUCCGUGGCUAAAUUCAUCCCAACCGGGGCUCCAUCUACGAGUGGGCCAUUUCCCACUUCCGGUUUGCAAGGAGUAAUUUUGUCCAAGGGACUAAGCCCCAUGCCAUGUUUCCUCUCGCCACCCAUGCCAAACAUGGGAGGACUAUUUUAUUCCGCCACAUUGGUGAAACGUACCACUUCAACAACAGUGAAAGUGACUACAAUUGAUAAAAAGACAACUUUUCUGGCAAAAUAUACUCCUCCGAGCGAAAUGAGUGGGUCUGGUUCUUUAGUUCCUUUGGACAAUGUUGCGUUGCCUUCAACUGGAGGGCAACCUAUGAGCGUGACCUUUACCUCGGUCGACGGUGGAUCUACUGAGAAAGUGAGUGGAACUGUCACAUUGGGAGAAGGAACCGUGUCCUUUGCCCCCGAUCCAGUUACGAACAAGACGGUUUAUUUCUUCCCCACGUCCAACCCUGCUGACAGGAUUACCGCAACUGUGACGCAAUCACCCAAUCCGAAUACGCCAGUGACGAUUACUGUCCGCCCUGACGAUUUAGGAAAACUUCCCAAAGAUCCGACCCAGCUGCCGAUGAUAUUCGAUGGCGUGACUACGCCCCCGCAGAGCGGACUUUUGGCAGCUCCGCCACCCAGUUCUGCUGGUUCCAGUCCAACUUUCACCGUACUCCCACCAAAAGAAGAUACCGCAGGAAAAGCAACUUUCUCGCCUUUUGAUCAUCCCGAAAUCGUAAUUCCUGGCUCACUCGUCCCUUCAACGACAGAUCCGUCUUUAUCUCCCACCUUCGUCCCCGACAAUCCGGAUCAAUUGACAGCAUCGCUUCCGAAAGACGGAUUACGUGGGGCAGUGGUUUCCAGUGCUCCUGGUUCCGUUCCAAUGGUGGCUUUGGUGGUCCCACCAGACGAUGGAGAAAAGGGAGCAGCAAUUAUUCCAGAACCUGCAAACGCGCCUGGACCAGCAAUUUUCCACCCGGAUGGACAACCCGACAAUAUGUUUGUAUACGGGCAAUUCACCCCCGCUCCCUUUGGUGGAGGCGUAUUCCGUCCUAAAAAUCCACAACAAAUGGCUUCACUUCCCAUGGGGUGGUAUUCUGGCACUGUAGAAGGAACAGGGAUGACAAAGAUCAAGUUCAAGUUGCACAAAACUGUGACAACUACGUCAACCACGACGACAACAACGACCACCACAAGUGGAUCAUCGAUGGGAUUCGAUUUUAAGUUUACGCCGGAAAUUGAGACUACGCCGACUCCUGCAUUUUUCUAUCCGAGUAAUCAACCAGGGAAAAAAAUCAUGGGAACUUUCACGAAAACUGAUAGUGGUGGUGGGCAGUUCAUCCCUACUGAUGCUGCGGCAGGUGGAAGUAUUCUGCCAACCGGAUUAAGCUCUGGAUUUAUUGUACCUCAAAGUGUUGGGAUGGCUCCGUUUGAAGGGCACAUUAACUUUAACCCUGCUUUCCCCAUGGCUCCUUCACCGUUUAAGUUAGGAAGUUCCCCUGCGAUGAACGAUAUGUCGAUGACGAUGCUUAACAUGAAGCCAAUUUCAUCAGGAAUUAAACCAAUCACGGUUUCGGAAAUGUCGAUGGGAGGAAUGACACCAAUGACGAUGCCAGACAUGAAUAUGAAGAAGAUUCCAACGACUGACAUUAAGCCAAUUGUGACCCCUGACAUGCCAUCGGGAACUACUUCUGGUGUGACCCCAAUGACGAUGCCAGACAUGAACAUGAACAAGAUUCCAACCUCUGACAUAAAACCAAUGUCAAUGCCGGAUAUGGAAAUGCCAGAUAUGACGAUGCCACCAAUGACGGCGAUUCUCUACCCCACGGGCUACCCAGAUAAGAAAAUAGUCGGACAACUCGUUCGAGGACCGGACGGAACCACCUCCACCUUCCAACCCAAUAACGACGCAGAAUUUGAAGGACUACCUACAACUUCCCUCCACGGCACUGUAAUCCCCCUCCAACCAGGCUCUCCACCGGUCACGGUUACGCUUAAAAUUAAUGCCCCUUCACCGACGACCUCCCCCUCAUCACCGACGACCCCCUCAUCACCCACAACGACACUCACCAGCACGACGAGCAGCAAACCAAGCACUAUACAAUUAACUACGGUAGAUCACACUACUGCGUCAGACUGCCAAUUCGUCUCCUCUCUGCUGGCUAAUGCAGUAUUUCCUGGUGUUUGUACCGUGUCUCCAAUCCCCGGUGGGCCACUCGUCUUUUCUCCGAACGACCCCGCUUUUUACUCCCAUCUUCCUCCAGGGCCAUCUUCAGGGGGAUUUCUUCUCGAGGGAUCCUCCGCCCAGAUUGAUGGUGUCGUAAACGUUCCAUCAUCUGGGAACAACUCGUGCUCUUUUCAACCUACUCCAACAACGACGGCGAGUCCAUAUUUCUUCUCUCCAUCGAGCAACCCAACGCUAAGAAUUGCGGGGACUUUGAUACCAAAUCCAAAUGCGGACAGUGGUCAGGAGUCCAUAUUCAAGCCUAACAAUCCCAAAGAGAUGGCUCAAUUGCCUGCUGGGGUAAAUCUGGAUGGUUAUCUGAUACCAGGCUCAGGAGGAGGAGGAGGUGUUUCGAAAGGGUCGGUUAUGAUCACUGGGGAGGGUGGAACUCUGGCGGAAUUUAAGCCUCAAACCGAAGAGAAUAGUGGGGGUCAAGCUAUGUUUAUUCCUGACGGCGGAGGUCCUGCCGUCCCUGGUAUUUAUCAACUCCCCUCCGAUUCGAAAGGCCAAGGUUUUUUCAUCCCAGCGUCAGGGGCCCAACCAACGGCUAUGUCGGGCACUGUAAUUCCCGGAGUUCCGGGGUUACAACCCUUCACAAUUGUCAUGAAGAGGACGACAAAGACUACGCGAACGUCUACAGUGACGACAACCACUAGUUCAAAAACUUGGGCGUUUACACCGAUUAAGGCGGGCGAGACAUCAUUUCCAGCAACUUUUACGUCAACAUCAAAUCCGAGCGUGAAAAUAUCAGGGAGUUAUACAAUCCCAGAAGGUUCGGGCUCCAGCAGUGGUGUAUUUGUCCCAUCAAAUCCUGCAGAUUUAAAAACGCUUCCUCCUGGAAGUUCGGUUGGUAGCGUGACUUCACCAGAUUUGCCUGGAAUGACGACACAAGGUCAGCUCAAUUUCGCUCCAGGUGACACUGGAUCGAAGCCAGCUGCGUUGUUUACGCCGACCCCAGUAACUAAUGUCAAAGCCACAUUCAUCUCCACUCUGGAUCCAAAUCUCCACAUUUCUGGCGUCUACACCACCUCCGAAUCUGGUACAGGAAGUUUCACUCCGUCGCCUGAGGAUGUAAAUAAACUCCCACCUGGAGAUGUUAUGGGUGGCCAUGUCGUCGUCGAUGGAUCUCCUUUGCAGACUCCGAUUAAAGUCAGUCUAACUCCACCAUCUUCGCCUUCUCCCUCUGGCAGCAGUAAUACUGGAUCGACGACCAGUUCAAAAACAACGACCGGUGCUGCUGCCCGUGUUGAAACCAUUUCAUCCUCGAAACCACCCAUGAUGCUCAAAGAACCUGCCGUUUUCCAUCCGGACGGAAAUCCGAAUGAAAGUAUACCUGGAAUUAUACAUUACUCUAGGGUUCCUGGAGUAGCGUCAUACUUUCUCCCGUAUUCGUCCAUGGAAUUUACUAGGAUUACCACAAAAACUACCAAAAUAACAACUAUCACGACUACAACGACAACAAUUAACAAGAACAUGCGCUAUGGAACUAUUGUCACAUCGAGUGGGUCCAUCAGCCCAAUUCGUGGAAGCGUCGAUGUAACUGGAGGUGGACAGGGGAAAGCAGAGUUUGUUCCAGAUAAUAAGGGGACAUCGUCCGUUAUGGCAGGAACGCUGACUAGUAGCGACAAAUCAGUCCAAAUCCCUGGGAUCUUUCUACCCGCAACAAAUCCAAGCGACGGCCCAACAUUUAUUCCAGAUAAAGUUGAAGAUAUGAACAAAUUGCCACCAAAUUCGGACGCCACAUUCGUACAGGCAGGGGCUUCGCCAGCAUCCUCUAAUUCGCAAACAAGUGCUAGCGGUGGGAGUGAGAGCAGUACAACCUUUACCUUCAAAACGGGAACAUCGUCUUCCGUGAACCAAAUCAGUCUCAAGCAAACAGUUGCCACGACGGCUACAGGGAUACCAGCAUUAUUCUCCCCAUUUGCAUCCUCCGGACUCUUAAUAUCCGGAAAUUUCAAGCCCUCUGGGGACGAUGGAGGAGGUGAAUUUAUCCUCCUCAGUAAGGAAGAUGCUACCAAAUUGAAAUCCCUCCUCACCGGUGGAUCGACCGCAUCCAUAUCGGGUUUUUUGACUACCACGAAGGGAUACAAGGGAUUUCUUUCCACCACUAGCAAUGAAUUAUCUUGGACAUUUUCCAUGUACAUGUCAACCUCUAGCACGUUGAUUAAAUCGUCCUCAUCCUCGUCCAUGGAACCUUGCGUUUUAGUGCCGGAUGGCGGAGGAGCCAACGUCAUGGGUAGCUGUUCUUUCGGAUCAGGGACAUCUAAUGCCACCAAGUUUAUACCACUUCGUCCAGCUGAUAUGGCCAAAAUUAGUGGACCGGCAGCUAAUGGAGGAACACUUAUUCCACGAGCGUCCAACACACCUCCGGCUCGUGUCUCGUUCCCACCUGGAAUGUCCUCUUCUAGUUCAUGGACAACAAUCACAAUGACAAGAACGAUCACGACCACGAUAAUUACGAAAAUAACGAUAACGACAAUCGUAACGAAAAUGAGCACUGGUGGGGCUAAAGUGUCAUUUUUUUCUCCGUUGAAGCCUAACCUCCGUGUUGGUGGGGUAUUUGUCAAGUCGGCCGCGGCCGCGGCUGGUGGAGAGUUAGGAAAUUUUACGGCAUCCACGGCAGGGGAGUUGAGCAAAUUCCGUAUGCAAGGCUCCAUAUCUGGUUACCUUGUUCUGGACGGCGCACCAGAUGUGGCUCCACUCAGCGUGUUUCUUACCUUGACGGGGUCAGGAGAUAGUGCAAAAGUUUGGAGUAGUGGUGUUGAGAAUAGUGGAAGCAGUGGAAGUUCUGCAGGAGGAGGAGGAGGAGGAGGAGCGGAGAGUACAAAGAAGGUUUCCGGCCCCGAGGCAGCUAACUACACGAUGGAUUCGCAACCGGAUAAAAUCUACAAAGUAAUCUACACCUCUGGGUCGCGUGUUGCAAGCGACUUUAUCCAAAUCCUAGGACCCGGAGAGGAAAAGUUGACGGGAAUUUCUCAGGGAUGGAUGUCAUUUCAAGGAGGUAUCAAUCGACAUGGUACUUUGGAUGCGUCCUUUAUCCCAGCGAAAUGGAUGCCUGAACCAGACACACCUUCGCCAAUGACAUUUUAUACGGAUGCAUCCGGCAGUGGGAUUGGCAUACAUGGAACCUUAAUUCCUGCCACAAAGAUGGGAGAGGUUGCCUAA
Molecule: messenger RNA, 15384 nt
Organism: Folsomia candida
Lineage: Eukaryota; Metazoa; Arthropoda; Collembola; Entomobryomorpha; Isotomidae
Product: mucin-19
Exons: 47
Coding region: 1-15384 (5127 amino acids)
Source: RefSeq, a predicted model, not a curated record